AUGCUGGCCGCCCAGCUUCUCUCCGGUGCACUGCUGUUACACUUCAUUCUGUCCCUCCAUUCCUUGCCACUACCUGACGGGAAAGCCAGCCACAGGUACAAAGCGACAGCGGCAUGGUCCCAGAAGACUCAUCACUAUGGUCUGAAGAAGAGAGGGAGACUGCCACACAUACAGGACACUGUGAAAGAACCUGACAUUAAGAGUGGGCAUACAUGGACAGCACUGUCUAAGAAUGGCACAGAUUUUUGGAAACGACCCCGUUGUGGAGUUCCAGACUAUCCCACACAGAAGGGUGCUAGUGCCCAGGACUACGGACACAAAGGCACCAUGCGUGGGGGACAUCACAGACAAAAACGCUUUGUACUGUAUGGAGGGCGCUGGGAGAAAACUGACCUUACUUACAAGAUUGUACGCACACCAUGGCAGAUGAGCUUAGACAAAGUCCGAAGUGUCCUCCAGGAAGCAAUGCAAGUGUGGAGUGAUGUCACACCUCUGACCUUUACAGAAGUCACCAGUGGCAGAGCUGACAUUGUCAUUGACUUCACCAGGUACUGGCACGGAGAUAACCUUCCGUUUGAUGGCCCCGGAGGAAUUCUGGCCCAUGCCUUCUUUCCAAGAACCUACCGGGAAGGAGACAUCCACUUUGACUAUGAUGAAACUUGGACUGUUGGCAACAGUAUGGGUACCGAUCUGCUCCAGGUGGCAGCCCAUGAAAUCGGACAUGUACUAGGCUUGCAACAUUCCUUGGCACCUGGCUCUGUGAUGUCACCAUUCUACAGCUUUUCCUACCCACUGCAGCUGAGCGAAGAUGACAAACGAGGUAUUCAGUACCUCUAUGGCGCCCGCCAGUCAAACGACAGAGAACAAGAAAAAGAGCGGCAGCGUGAGCUGGAACGCAAACGCGAGCUAGAACGGCAGCGCGAGCUUGAACGUGAGCAAGAACGCAAACGGGAAAGAGAACGUGAACGUGAACGGGAGCUGGAACAGGAACGGGAACGUGCACGUGAACGGGAGCUGGAACAGGAACGGGAACGUGCACGUGAACGGGAGCUGGAACAGGAACGGAAACGUGCACGUGAACGGGAGCUGGAGUUGGAGAGGGAACGGGAACGGGAACGGGAAUGGGAACGUGAACAGGAGCGUGCACGAGAGCGAGAACGGCAGUGGAAAUGGGAACGCGAACAAGAAAGACAAAGGGAAAGAGAACGAGAACAAGAAAGACAGUGGGAACAAGAGCGAGACCGCCAACGCCAACAAGAACUUGAGCGAGCCAUAAGACCGCCUGCAAUAUCAGAGACCAACGAGAUUUUUAGCACUGUACCUGAUGUGUGUCACACGGACUUUGAUGCAGUGUCUAUGAUCAGAGGGGAGCUGUUUUUUUUUAAGUCAGGUUAUGUGUGGCGUAUCCGUGACGGACAACUUCAGGCUGGGUAUCCUGCACUGGCUUCACGACACUGGAGAGGAAUUCCUGAUCACAUUGACGCCGCUUUUGAGGAUCGUUCUGGAAACAUCUGGUUUCUUCAAGGUCAGAGUUACUUGGUCUUCGAUGCAGAGCGUCAGAUUGCCGGGCCAGAUUCUAUACAGAGGUUGGGUCUCUCGGUUCUGGACAUCCAAGCUGCUCUGAUGUGGGGGGAGGAUAAGGCUCAGAAGGUCUACUUCUUCAAAGAAGGCAGCUAUUGGCGCUUCAACACUCAGGAGAACCGUGUAGACACAGCACACCCACGCAGCAUGCAGGACUGGAGGGGCAUUCCAAAUGAUAUUGAUGCAGCUUUCCAGGACCGCUAUGGUUAUGCUCAUUUUCUAAAAGGACAGCAGUACUGGAAGUUUGAUCCAGUGAAAGUGAAGGCACUGGAAGGUUACCCACGCUACAUUGGGAUGGAUUUCUUUGGCUGCUCUCCAUCUAUGUAUCGAUAG
Messenger RNA from Chanos chanos (milkfish), 1914 nucleotides. RefSeq names its product matrix metallopeptidase 11b (gene mmp11b). Gene Ontology annotation, biological process: proteolysis; extracellular matrix organization; collagen catabolic process. Bases 1 to 1914 code for a protein of 637 amino acids. The transcript has 8 exons. Lineage: Eukaryota; Metazoa; Chordata; Actinopteri; Gonorynchiformes; Chanidae. The record is from RefSeq and is a predicted model, not a curated record. Gene Ontology annotation, cellular component: extracellular matrix. Gene Ontology annotation, molecular function: zinc ion binding; metalloendopeptidase activity.